This is a messenger RNA of Durotheca rogersii, 1277 nucleotides long. RefSeq names its product rhamnose mutarotase. Gene Ontology annotation, molecular function: racemase and epimerase activity, acting on carbohydrates and derivatives. Bases 470 to 889 code for a protein of 139 amino acids. Lineage: Eukaryota; Fungi; Ascomycota; Sordariomycetes; Xylariales; Xylariaceae. The record is from RefSeq and is a predicted model, not a curated record. The transcript has 3 exons.
CCCUUUAUAGGCUGUGUAGGCUAUAUAGCCUGUAGCUGAAGAGGCAGCUGGCCUACCUGGCUUGGGUACCUAAGGCACAUACCAACCCGGUUGGGUGACCUUUGCAGGCUGCUUUUUCCCUCUUCCGAUAACCCCGCACCUCCGACAGCUCGCGGCGUACUUACCCCGAGCCUCCGUAUCGCGUAAGGCGAGGCGCCCCCCUCUCGUACCUGAGGUCCAAACUACGUAGGUACAUACCACACCUACCUAUCUUCGCCUGGCGAGUUCGAUGCUACUCAGGGUUCCGUACGGAGACAGACGACGAAACCGGAGAAAAUUUUCGUUAAGAGACCGCGCGCGAUAGGUAUAGAGAACGAGGCGCGAACACCGCAUCCUAAUUUCCACAGCGUCACGACCCGGCGGGACGGCAGAAGACCGCGAAGGCGAAACCCCCCUCUACCUCUCCUCCGGUCACCCAUCCGCCUAUAGAAUGUGGAAGCCGCACUCGCCGCCGCCGCCGCGGGACACCAAGUCGCCCGACCCAGAAACGAAGCAGCGGGCGGCGCGCCGCUUCGCGCAGAUCGUCAAGCUGAAGCCCGAGUUCGCGGCCAGGUAUAAGGAGGUGCACGCCGCCGUGUGGCCCGAGGUGCUGCAGCAGAUCAAGGUCUGCAACAUCCAAGACUAUAGCAUAUUCUACGACGCCGAGACGGGCAUCCUCUUCGCCUCCUUCAAAUACGUCGGAUACGACUACGCGGGUGACAUGGAGCGCAUGCGAGAGAACCCGAAAGUGAGGGAAUGGUGGGCCAUGACCGACGCUUUCCAAGAGAGCAUGGUCCCCGGCGCGAAGAGCAGCGAGUCCGGCGAGCCGCCGUGGUGGAGGGAGGUCGAGGAGGUAUUCUAUACGGAAUAGUACGACCGACCCCUCGACGGGCCGCGGUGGACCCCCCGGUAGCGGCGACGGCGGCAACGGUAGCAACGGCCACGGUACCGACGGUGCGGAGAAGGGAUGAGAAACAAUUGGAGACGGACAGGUCGAAGCUGGCGCCGGUUUGAGGCAGCAAGACUCGUGGUCUCGGGACGAUCUUCAGCUGUAGCCUGUAGGUACAACGACGGCCCGGACGGGCGUAUGUAGCGGGUACCUGGGGGUCACCUCAUUCUCCAAAUCUCUCGCAAUGUGCAGUAUUGUGGGUAUCCAUCUUCGCGCAAUAUGGACGGAGGGAAGCCGGUUCUUAUAUCCACACACAGGGGGACCUAUGCCAUAUUACCGUCGAACCGGGGUAAAUACCUAUCUGCCUACC